Camellia sinensis is the source of this 930-nucleotide messenger RNA. The record is from RefSeq and is a predicted model, not a curated record. Lineage: Eukaryota; Viridiplantae; Streptophyta; Magnoliopsida; Ericales; Theaceae.
AUGGCAAUCGAUCCACCAGCUUUAAAUUUAGCAAUUUCUUCCUCAAUAUAUCUUUUCAAAGCCAUUGUUGGGCUUAUACGUUCUCCAGUUGGUACUUUCAAGGAAGAAGACUCCAUUAGUAACGAGCAGCAAGAAAUAGAGGGUUCUGGCCAGCUUCUCCAACCAAAAGCCCUAGAAGAAGAAGAAACUGCAGCCUUAUCCUACGUAGGAGGUUUUGGGUCAGAGGAAGAGCUUCCAAAAUCCAUGUUUGCAAAAUUUUGGAUUAAAGAAUUAUGGACAAUAGAGGGAGGUGGGGGUUCUAGUGGGACUUCAUGUUUGAUGGGUUUUGGGGAGAACAAUUAUGGACUAUGUCCAAUGAUGAUGAUGAUGCCUCCUUCUCACCCUAAUGUUGAUAACAAUAAUACCCUAUUUCUUCCAAUACCUCUCAACAACAACAAUCACAUUUAUGGCCAAAACACUUGCAACAAUAACAACACAAACUCAGGCCGUUACUUUAUAGAGAACCAUAACAACAACAAUGAUGAUGGCUUUUUAUUUGUCAGGGCUAAGAUCAUGGCUCAUCCUCACUACCACCGCCCCUUGGCUGCCUAUGUCAAUCGUCAAAAGAUAGGAGCACCGCCGGAAGUGGUGGCCAGACUGGAGUCAGCGGCCGCAGUUGGCCGUGCCGGGACGGGGACCGGGUGUAUCGGCGAAGAUCCAGCACUGGAUCAAUUCAUGGAGGCAUAUUGUGAGAUGCUGACAAAGUAUGAACAAGAACUUUCAAAGCCCUUCAAUGAAGCCAUGCUUUUCCUUUCAAGAAUUGAGUGCCAGUUCAAAGCCCUCACACUGGCUUCCUCAGACUAUGGUUGUCACACCUCCCUCCCUCCCUCCCUCCCUCUCCUUCCCUUACAUCUUUCUUUACUAAAGCUUGUUCCCAAAGUGCUUUCUUAA